AUGAAUGGAGGGGGGGUGGACUCAGUAGGCGGAGGGCUGAGAGACUUCUUGGGUGGAGGAGGUGGUGAUUCGGUGGGCGGAGGGGGUGGGAACUCAGUCGAUGAAAAAUAUGGCGACAUCAGUGGUGGGAUCUGUUCGUGUGAGGUAGGUAUUGGCUUUCUCAAUGGAGAGGAAGGUGCCUGCUGUGCCAAGGGAGGUGGUGACUCUGGGGAUGGGAAAGGGUCUGUCUGA
This is a messenger RNA of Auxenochlorella protothecoides, 231 nucleotides long. RefSeq lists its product as hypothetical. Bases 1 to 231 code for a protein of 76 amino acids. The transcript has a single exon. The record is from RefSeq and is a predicted model, not a curated record. NCBI's taxonomy places the organism in Eukaryota, Viridiplantae, Chlorophyta, Trebouxiophyceae, Chlorellales, Chlorellaceae.